This is a messenger RNA of Trichosurus vulpecula (common brushtail), 1485 nucleotides long. It is a transcript of the gene SPEM2, whose product is annotated as SPEM family member 2. The record is from RefSeq and is a predicted model, not a curated record. NCBI's taxonomy places the organism in Eukaryota, Metazoa, Chordata, Mammalia, Diprotodontia, Phalangeridae. Bases 1 to 1485 code for a protein of 494 amino acids. The transcript has 3 exons.
AUGGCUGAGCAGAUGCACUCUGGCAAUAGGCCUGCAAGAAAUCUUGAUCCUGUAGACUUGAUCCUUCUGCUCCUAAGCCUCAUCAUCUUGCUCAACCUUGGAAUCAACGUGAUGAUCCUGAUCUGGCGCAGUCUCACGAGGUCCUUAAAUGGAACAUUGGGUUUAUUUCAACCUAAAGGUAAGAUUCCCAAGCCUUCCAUUAAGAAGCCAUCAGGGGUCCCAACUCUGUGCAUCCACUGCACCUUGGACCCUGUGGCUCUAAACGUGGCCCACCCUGCAUCCAAACGACAUCGCUGCUACCGUCAGCACUCAGGAAGUGGCCGUGGCAGUUACUGGGGAAGCUGCCAUAGUCGCCGACACCGUGGUCGCCAACGCCGUCUUCGUUACCAUCGCCACCCUCGAACAUCUUUGCCCCCACCCCCUCCUCCUUCACCUGCAACCUCACCCACUUCCUUCUGUCACCAAGAAACCUGGGACACAGAAUUAGAAGACAAUAAAGAGCCCUGGAACCAAAAGUCCAACUACCAGCAGAGUUGGGACGAAACUUCUCAUCCUGGAAACGUUAGGCAUUACAGGGGAUACUGGAGCAGUUACUAUCCAGGGGGAUCAAAUCUCUCUCCUCAAGACCUGAGGGCUCCCAAAAGGGUGGAAGCAAAGUCUGAGUUGAGACUAGAGACUUAUUAUCAGUCAUCUCCAAGCAGCUGGCCUCAGAAUCUAAAAGAGAACAUGGAACCUGGCCCAAUCCCCACCUCCCCACAAUUCAUACACCGGUUCCCCCCUAACCCAUCUUGGAUGCCUGGCACCCACAACCCCCUUCCUCCAGGUGGCCGGGUUUUAUGUGACAGCUGGGAGCUGAGACAAAGGGUCCGAGAUGGAAACAAGAGAACCGAUGUCCCCAAGACACCCCAGUCUGCACCUCGAAGCCCUGAGCCCCAAAGCUAUGCUGAGAAUGUUGUAUCUAAACAGUCUGUGCGGCGGACCACAGUGCCCCUCAUCUCAGCACACAUCCCCCUCACUCGGACUCACGUCUCAGCAGGACAUUUGCCCUUCAGCAGCCGGGAUAGGCCAGAGGUAAAACGACGAGAUGGAGACCACAGAGAACCGUUGCCCCACCGGACCACAAUGGGCUCGUCCCCCUCCUUCAACAGACUCCCCAACCAUGAGACACAAAACCACUGUGGUUCUGCCCCAAAUGAGAGCCUGAUAUCCGAGGUCACCCAGCCCUUGUCCUAUGUCUCAGCACGUGCUCCAGCCAGAGUUCCAGCUCCUGACCCAGGCUGUGCACCUGCCUUCAUCCCCCUUAGUAGGAGCCCAGGGGGCCUCACCAACUACCAAGUGUAUGAUAGCCAGGAGCUGAAGCGGCAAAUUCAGGAAGGCCAUGGGUGUCGAGGUGAGGCCUUUUCCUACUCCCCUGCCACACCCCGCACAGGUCCUUCCUCAUCCUGGCAUUCUCUACACAGAACCAAGGCUGGGAGGCUGAACUGA